GGAAUAUAUAUACAUAUGGUGAAAAAAUCAUGAUUUUCUAAGCUUUCACUCGUGUGUAGUGGGUUAGCCAGGGAGAUGCAGCAUGGUGAGAGCGUGGAUAAUGUUUUACGACUACCUAGCUGGGAUAUUCACGAGAGGCACGAUGAUGCUGAUGUCAGAAGAAGCGAGGAUGCAAUGGAUGAUGAUGAUGACGAUCAUUUUUGGAUUUAUAGGAAGCAGAACCAUCACAUCCGUGAUGAAGAUGGUGAAGUACAAGUGCAGAAAGAUGUGGGGGGAGAUGAUCACCUAUGGAUUUACAGAAAGCAAAAUGAAGAUCAUGAGCACAAAAUGCAUGACGAUGCUGAUGCAGCAUCCCACAUGACGAAGCGAUUAGGAGAGAUGGUGUUCUUCCACAAAAACGAUGUAAAAGUAGGGGAAAUGAUCCCCAUCUACUUCCCUGACCCAAUAUCAUCUCAUCAUCAUCAUCAUCAUCAUCACUUCCUGUCCAAACAGCAAGCAGAUUCAAUUCCUUUCUCUUCAGAUAAACUCCCAUACGUUCUCCAAAUGUUGUCAAUCAGUCCAGGUUCUCCCCAAGCCCGAGCCAUGAAAAACACACUAGCUCACUGUGAGUGUGAACCCAUCCAAGGAGAGACCAAGACAUGCGCCACCUCUUUAGAAUCCCUGCUUGACUUCAUACAUGCCCUGUUCCGCCCGCAAUCAGAUUUCCACAUUUUAACCACGAGGUACCUGAAAAGGUCACCAAGUAGCAAUCUAAUUGUACAAAACUACACAGUGAUGGGGAUUAAAGAAGAGAUGUGGCCCAGGAAAAUGAUUGCUUGUCACCAGAUGCCAUACGCUUAUCCAGUGUUGUAUUGCCAUGGUUUGGAGGGAGGAAGUAAGGUUUUGAAGGUGUGGUUGGGUGGUGAGAAUGGAGAUUCGGUGGAUGCUGUAGGAGUUUGCCAUAUGGACACGUCUCAUUGGAGUCCUACACAUGCUUCAUUUCGUUUGCUGGGCGUGGAACCAGGCAAAUCCCCCGUCUGCCAUUUCUUCCCAUCGAACAAUCUAGUCAUCCUUCCAGCCUAG
This is a messenger RNA of Carica papaya (papaya), 1062 nucleotides long. RefSeq names its product BURP domain protein USPL1-like. The record is from RefSeq and is a predicted model, not a curated record. NCBI's taxonomy places the organism in Eukaryota, Viridiplantae, Streptophyta, Magnoliopsida, Brassicales, Caricaceae.